Molecule: messenger RNA, 2803 nt
Organism: Cuscuta epithymum
Lineage: Eukaryota; Viridiplantae; Streptophyta; Magnoliopsida; Solanales; Convolvulaceae
Source: the annotation of a GenBank genome assembly
CCAAAAAGAGGGGGUUGCCUCUCACCUCCAUCAUUCAUUCGACCCAAGGCAUCCAAGAGGAGUAAAAGAGCUCUGCAACUCCAUACUUUCACAGCUAAUUUCGAGCUCAAGUCCAAGGCAUCCAAAGAGGGAGUUUAAAGAAGGGAAAAAGGGAAGAAAAGGUGUGGUGAUUAAGGCACUUGUAAAGGGUGAUUUAAGAACUUUCACGAAGUUGAAAGAGUUACCGGAGUUGUCGCCGGAGUUCAUCAAAGUUUGCCGGAGUUUCACCGGAGUUCAACCGGGAAGGGUAGAACUUCAUAACGCUCAUUCGAGGUUGAAGCUAAGGCUAGCUAUCCACACUUUGCUCGUGAAGUAUUCCAAAGGAAGACGUGAAAUGGAGCGUAGACGCAUGCAGACCAGAAACAAUCCGGGAGGGCAAGCACCGAUAGCUUCUGUUGAAGCUAGCCGGGCUGCAUCUCGAAGCUCCAGAGGUGGAAGAGGAGGCCGUGGAGGCCGUGGGGGUCGUGGGGGCCACCGAGCCCAAACAGUGAGUGAUGGCCACGUGAGUUCGGUGUACGAGACUAGCACCGAGAACUACGACUCCACUUAUGUUCCCGAAACAGGGCACGAGGAGACCCCAUACGAUGGGGGUGAUUUUCAUACCGAUGAUGAGAAUGAUGAUGAGAGUGAUGCCCGGUUUGCCCAAAUGGGGGAACUUCUAGAGUGGUAUCAAAAGGAGAAACAGAGGAGAGACAUGAGACGCCAAGCGAGGCGUGCUUCUCAAGGUGUUUCGGCUCAAGGAAGCCGGGGAGCUUCAAGGGCCACACCUGUGGUGCCACAAGGUGGGCAUGAAGGAGGUUUUGUGGUGAGAAUCUCCAAAUACCUCAAGGAGGCUAGGGCCUUGGGGUGUAGGUCCUUUGACGGCACCGGCGACAUUACCGUUGCCGCCGAUUGGAUCAAGAAGGUGAAGGAUGCAUCGAGAGACAUGCAAAUUACUCCGGACGUGAAGUUAACUGUCGCUUCACGGUUGCUUGAGGGAAUGGCUUCCACAUGGUGGGAAGGUGUGGAAAGGAAAUACCGCGGGGACAUCUCAUGGGAGAAUUUUGAGCGGGAAUUUUAUGCCCAAUACUACUCCGAUUUCGAGGUUAAUGUGAAAAGGAGGGAGUAUACCAACCUCAAGCAGAAGGAGGGUUGCACCGUUAAACAACUAGAGCAAGAGUUUAGAACCUUGGCUAGGUUCUUACCGGAGUAUGCGAUUGAUGAGGACCGCAUGACUGAGCACUUCUGGGAUGCUUUACUCUUAGACAUCCGAGAUCGUGCUACGUACUCACGCCUCAUGACUUUUAGUGAGGUGGUAGAACAAGGCAUGCUGGGGGAGGCCCAGUGGAAUGAAAGGAAAGCAAGAGAUGCCGAAGAGGCAAAGAAGAGGAAGUGGAAUAGUUCGGGGCCGCCCAAUCAUUCCCGAAGGAACAACCACGGUGGUGGUGGUGGUGGCUCAUUCAAGGCACCGGCUCCACCGGCAAAGAAGAAUAGGGACGCGAGGUGGCACGGACCUAGGCCACAAAACCCGGGGGCACCUAGAUGUCCCAAUUGCUCAAAACAGCACUUUGGGAAGUGCAAUGAACCACCGAGAUGUUUUAAAUGCGGGAAUGCGGGCCAUAUGAAGGCCAACUGCCCUCAAUUAAUGCAAGAGAGUGCAUCGGGAGCCGGGGGAGGGGCCAUGACGGGAAGGAACCGUGCGGGACCGUCGCACGGUGGCACGGGAAGAGGCGGCGCAUCAACAAGCAAUGCCGCGUCCGUUAACCAAGGCGGGGCCCAAGCGAGGGUCUACGCGAUGACCGAGGCCGAUGCCCGGGCCAACCCCGACUCCGUUGCAGGUUGAAGCUAAGGCUAGCUAUCCACACUUUGCUCGUGAAGUAUUCCAAAGGAAGACGUGGCAAAUGAAGAGCCCAAUGCAAAUCAAGGUGUGAAGAGAACUGUUCUUGAGGCUUUUACCCCUGCAGUUUCAUCACCCCCACCACUAGGAAGGGACAAAUCAACAAACACUACCACCAGGCCCUCAAAACUGAAAUCAAGAAGAAUAGCUAGAAACAAAAGCCUUAACACUUUAACUGGUUUUGGCUGCUAUGUUGAUGUUAAUACUGGGGCAAAGACUUUAAAUCCUGGGAUGAGGAGUGAACAUGUUGUUUCUGAGGUGCAAGCUGGGAUGCCACAUGAUCCUGAUGUUACAGUUAGAUAUGUUAUUCCUAAUGAGAAGGAAAUAAGAGCUGCUGCCCGGAAUUAGAAAUCUGUCAAUGAGCCAAGAUACAGAGAUAUAACAUUUAAGGGUGAUGGAGCACAUGUACAACAGCCCACCAACCUACCUUUCAAAGCCCCUGGUUUGCAAUGGAAGGGUAGCCCAGCUCUCACAUCAGGCCAAUUGAGACAUAUAGAAGGUGCAAAGGAGGAGGGAACCUAGCACUGGGACCAGUGAUAGUCAACAAAGAAAUUAAUUAUCAUGUAUAAGUACUUUUGUGUAAGUGUUUAAGUAGUUUAACAAACUGGUAGCCUUUCCAACCACCUGAUUUGGAUUCAAUGUGCUAGUUUAACAAACUGGUAGCCUUUCCAACCACCUGGUAGGUGGCAACACUGGCUUUAUGGCUUUACAUUUCACUCUUAGAACAAAGGCCCUUUAUCAGUUUUACAUGUGCUAAAUCUGAGGUUGAAUAUUUAUAUGAAUGCUGUAACAACUUUUUGUUUUAUGGAUGGUUGCUUUAUAUGAAGCUUUAUAUGAAUGGUUGCUUUAUAUGAAGCUUUAUAUGAAUGGAUGGUUGUUUUAUGUGAA